CACAUGCACACACGUACAUAUACACUAAUACAACAACAGUUGGAGAGAGAGAAUGGAGCAAAGACCGAAAUAUCGAUUUUUAGGUCCCUACAUGUCUGUUCGUUCGAUUCUCAUAUAGUUUCCCCGUGUCUAGCCGCCUUCAAAACAGUAUCACGAAAGACGCGCGCGCGACAUAAAAAAAAAAAAAAGAAAUUAUAAAAUUUCCCUUUAUUUUUUUUACAAAAUCGAAAAAUUGAUUCUUUUUAUUAAUUUUGAAAAUAAUUUUCAUUAUUCUCUAGUUUUUGAAUUAAAUUAAUAAUCAUAACAUUGAAUUUUAUUUUGUUGAGAAAUUGAUAAACACUGGCUCCUCCAUCCUUUUUGCCAUUAUCAUCAUCAUCAUCAUCAUCAUCGACAGAACUGAUUUUGUUGCACAAUGACGACAGAAAAAAUGUCUAUCGCAGCAUCAGAAAAUUAUCAAUUGAAGUGGCAUAGUUAUAGUGCACAUUUACAUAGUUCUGUUGCAACAUUAUUGCAUUCUGAAUCGUUUGCCGAUGUAUUGUUGGCAACUUCUUGUGGAAGACAUGUCGCCGCUCACCGAUUUGUUCUUGCUGCUUGCUCUUCCUAUUUGAGUCAUAUUUUUCAAACAUGUCACUUUGGAGCAAAUACAAAUGCACCAUACAUUGUGGUACUUCCAACUGAAAUUGGAUAUCGAACAUUGAAAAUAUUGAUUCAAUAUAUGUACAGCGGUGAAGCAACAGUUACAAAUGAUCAAUUGGAAGGUGUUUUAAAAGCCGGUGAUAUUCUUCGAGUUCGUGGAUUAUGGAGAUCAAAUAGUAGCAGCAGUAGUAGUAGCAGUAGUAGUGGCCUUAAUAAAAAGGACACCAUUCAAUCAUCAAAUAAUCAAAAAAUUGAUCGCGACAAAAGAACAUCGUCAGAUAAUCAUCAUCAUCAUCAUAAUCAAUCAUCAACAUCGUUAACUGGCGGCGUACCAAAAAUAAAAUUAAUUCAACCAACUGAUAAAACGGCAACUGAUCUUCCAACACAAACUGCACCUCCAUUACAAACGAAUAAUUCCACAAUUUCAUCAUCAAAUUGUCAUCAAACAAUUCAAAGUAACGUUGAGAAAAAAAAUAAUGACAAAAGAAUCGAUCAACAACAGGAUGAUGAUAAAAUAGAUGAGGUUGAUGAAAAAAUUCCACUUAUUGAAGAUCCAAAAAGUGUACUGGAACAAAAUAGUAAUAGUAAACAAAAUAAAGAGAAUGUCGAAGUUAAUACAAAGAAACAAUUAAGAAAAAGUUCUACAACCACCAAUGAUGGGGAAUCAAUAAAAUCCAAAAGUGAAAGCGGUGAGAAUACACAAUUGAAUUUGGAUCUUUUGGUAAAAGAUGAACCAAUUGAUUGGGAAGAAUCAAUGGAUCCAUCAGAUACACUUACAAUCGAUCAUGAAAUUGAUAUCAAACCAGAAAUCGUACAUAGCGCCGAUGAAGAUGGUGAUAUUGAAGAAGAGGAAGAGGAAGAAGAAGAAGAGGAGGAAGAAGAAUAUACACCACUCACGUGCGAUAUGUGCAGUCAAACAUUUAAUCGUCCUUCUGAUUGGGUACGACAUAUAGAAUUUACUCAUGCUGAUAUGACGGAAAAUCGACGAAAGAAGCGAAAGGGCGACAUUGAUGACGAUAGUAAAGAAUUUCCACCAUUAAAAUGUGAUCUUUGUGGUAAUACUUAUCCAACGCCACAAGAAUGGGUUCGACAUAUUCAAACUGAACACACUGAAGAACAAUUGGCAUUAAUGAAUAAUUCAGCGCCACCAAAACCAAAAAGAAUUCAUAGUCAUCAAAAAUUAUGUAAUAUUUGUCAAAAAGUAUUUCCUAGUCAUGCAUCAAUGGUUAUUCAUCAACGAACACAUACUGGUGAAAGGCCAUUUCUCUGUUCUUAUUGUAAAAAAGGAUUUAAUGUCAAAAGUAAUUUAUUGAGACACUUGAGAACAUUGCAUGAUAAAUUUGUUCAUCCAAGUUUAUUUGGAAGUAAUGGCAACAAGAAUACUUAGAUUUAUUUUAUUAAAAAAAAAGAAAAAAAAAAGAAAAGAAAACCACAAAAAAACGGUACAUUAUGUAUAUAUAUGACAUUUCCAAAAAAGUCAUAUAGGCUCAAAAAAGAAUGAAAAAAGAAAAAAAGACCUAUUAAACGAAAAAUGAUUUCUUCUUUACACAUAAAUACACACACACACAUACACAGGCUGAUAAAUAAGGUAAUUAAUAUUUCUCACAUUGUCAAUAAUAUUUAUCACAGUUGGGUCAAUAUUUAGAGGAUUUUUUUCGGCGUAUUUUUGAAAUAUUUAUUUAUUUAAUUAUUUUCAAUUUUAAUUUUUAAAAAUUGCACAGAAAAUUAUACGGUAUUAAAAUAAGCUGCAACGCUUAUUAUUUUAAUACAAUUUUGCUUAUUUUAAUACAUUUUUGAUAUUAAAAUAAGCAAAAUUUGAUUAAAAUAAUAAGCGUUGCAGCUUAUUUUAAUACCAUAUAAUUUUCUAUGUGGUAUUUUUAAAAUUUCCCGCCAAAUUAUCAUAAACAUAACCUAGAAUUUUUUUUUGCAUGAAAACGAUCAUAAACAUAACCUACAAUUUAUUGAUUCUUCAAUCCUUUUUUUUUGAAAACGCAUCGAAAAAUUCUGUUUUCAAAAUUACGCCAUUCCUCUCAAAUGAAAAAUACAUAUAAAAAAAAAUUGACCUUAUUUUAAUUACAGCUGUUUAUUGCAAAAAUACAAAGAAUAUAAAAAUAAUUACCAAAAAAAACUAAAACUUAAAGCACAAGUGACGAAUACGAGUUUAAAAAAAAAAAAAAAAUUACUAUUUAUAAAUAAUGCGAAUCUCAUAAAAAAUGAAAAACGAGUUUUAAAUAUUUGCCAAAGCUAUUAUUUUUUUCCGCGUAGGAAAUAAUAUUUAUCAUCUCUUUAACGAUUUUACAAUAAUACGUAAUAAUAAUUUAUUAGAAAAAAAAGUCAUACCUAUAAUUAUAAACCUUUUAUUCUACAUUCCACUUUUUAUUUAUUUUUUCUUACAAACCAUCAAAAAAAAGAAAACAAAAACAAAAUAAGCAAAAAUGGAAUAAAAAAACUGUACUACAAGUACAAAUGUAUAAUGUAUUUUUUAAGUUUAGGUAAAUAUUAGCAAGUAAACGUUUUUUUUUCCUUUCUCUUUUUAGAAUAUUAUCCAAAUACCAAAAUAAAGAUUUUAUGCAAAUAAAUAAAAAAAAAAAAUACUUGUAUAUAUUUCUACUAAUGCUACUACAUUUCACUAUUUAAUAUUUCCAUUUCUACUAUAAUUACAUUUAUAAAUAAAUAAUUAGAAUUAUUUUCCAUAUAUAUAUAUAUUUAUAGUGGGUCACUUAUAAUAUAUAUAUAUAUUAAUAUAUAUAUAUAUAUAUAUUUAUUGACUGUUCAUAAUCUAUAAUUCUGUAUUUUUAUAUAAUAAAAGAAAAAUUAGCUUUAUAUUUAAAUUAGAUUUAAUUUCUAAGAGUUUUUUUUUGUCUUUUUCUCUUAAAUAUUUAUAUCGGCGAAACAAUAAAUUAACAUUCUCUCUUUUUUUCCCCCAAAAAAAAGGGUUUUAACGAAAAGCAAAUUGAAAUCCAAAAAAAAAAUGUUUAGAAUUAUGGAGUGUGUAAAAAUUUAUUUUUCAAAAAUGUAUAGAAUUUCUCCCCACCCCCCUUUUUUUCGUAUAUAUUUUCUUUUAGAUAUAAAUGUAAAACUUAUUGUCAAAUAAAAAUAAUCCUAAAUCUUCCAAAUAUAAUUCAUUAUUGAAAAAAAAGGGGAAACUAUAUAAUCAGAUACAUUAUGAACGGUCAUGUGAUUCAUAAAAAAAACCAAAUGAACAAAAAGAUGCAAAAAAAAAAAAAAACUGGUG
Molecule: messenger RNA, 3871 nt
Organism: Leptopilina boulardi
Lineage: Eukaryota; Metazoa; Arthropoda; Insecta; Hymenoptera; Figitidae
Product: protein tramtrack, beta isoform
Exons: 6
Coding region: 413-2023 (536 amino acids)
Biological process (GO): regulation of transcription by RNA polymerase II
Cellular component (GO): nucleus
Molecular function (GO): protein binding
Source: RefSeq, a predicted model, not a curated record